GCGAUGCCUGAGCCGGCUAAGUCCGCCCCCGCGCCCAAGAAGGGCUCCAAGAAGGCGGUGACCAAGACGCAGAAGAAGGGCGACAAGAAGCGCAAGAAGAGCCGCAAGGAGAGCUACUCGAUCUACGUGUACAAGGUGCUGAAGCAGGUGCACCCCGACACGGGCAUCUCGUCCAAGGCCAUGGGCAUCAUGAACUCCUUCGUCAACGACAUCUUCGAGCGCAUCGCCGGCGAGGCCUCGCGCCUGGCGCACUACAACAAGCGCUCCACCAUCACCUCGCGGGAGAUCCAGACGGCCGUGCGGCUGCUGCUGCCCGGCGAGCUGGCCAAGCACGCUGUCUCCGAGGGCACCAAGGCUGUCACCAAGUACACCAGCUCUAAGUAGAGCGUCUGGGAUCGUCAGUUUUAACACAAAGGCUCUUUUAAGAGCCACCAAUUUUUUCAAGUAGAAGGGCUGAAUUACUUUUUUUCUUGGGAGGUAUGUAAAUAGCCUGUCAAUGUGUACGUCUCUAGAAAGUUAAGUACUCGAGUUUUUUUAGAUAGUUGAGAUGUAACUACUUAGCUUUUUAAGCGUGAGGGCUCUUGGUUAACAGCCUAUGCUCGGUAUAUAGCAUUAUACUUUGUUGUUUAAAACUUAGAAAUUGAGUAUAUGCUAUAAACUCUGCUCUUCAAUGUGGCUAAAAAGCCGCAGCAACUUUGUCCUAGUGUUUUGCUAGCUCUCUGUUUUCAGAAUUUGGAAGUCGUGCAGGGGAAGGUAAGUCGCCUUUUAUUUUCUAAGGGUUUUAAUUCUUAACGUGAUAGGCCUGGUAGAAAAUCCUAGAUGCUAUUAAGAACUCGCUUUCUGUGCACUGUACCAGUAAAAUAAAAAAUCGUAUUUCUGCCUCUUUCAGUAACUAAUAAAUAUUUUGAAAGCAGUUUCUAAAG
This is a messenger RNA of Gymnogyps californianus (California condor), 923 nucleotides long. RefSeq names its product histone H2B 1/2/3/4/6. Gene Ontology annotation, cellular component: nucleosome. Bases 4 to 384 code for a protein of 126 amino acids. The transcript has a single exon. Gene Ontology annotation, molecular function: structural constituent of chromatin; DNA binding; protein heterodimerization activity. Lineage: Eukaryota; Metazoa; Chordata; Aves; Accipitriformes; Cathartidae. The record is from RefSeq and is a predicted model, not a curated record.